AGGUUUUCCUUCAGUCUCCUCUUCUCCUUCCCUCUCUCUCUUUGCUUCUCUUCUCUCAGACGCAGCAGACCACGCCGCUGCUCCUUGCUGCCGACAAUGACAAUCACGCAGCGCACACCUCAAAUUUCAAAUUUCAAUCAAAGAUGCACAAGAAUGUCGAGUCAGCUUUAGCAAAGUUUUGACCAGGAGGAACAUAUAUUGUGAUUGAGAGGAAGCAAUGAGCAAAGGGCCUUCCUCGCAUAUUGACAUUGAAAAAAGGCAGUGCUCGCCACAUGAGAACCCGGUAGACUAAGCAAAAUGUUGGUACGUACGCACUUGUGGUUAGUCUUAACCGUGUUUGAUUUUCUCCGCAGUUGAGUUAGAGCGACCCGAGUUGCCGAGCAGGAGCAAGUCCACAAGGUGCUUUCCUUGCCAAUUGCCGAGAGAGCAGCCGACAUACUUCUUGCUAGCGAAGUAAUGAGGCCUGACCGAAAUGAUCCAAACUGGCGAGCUCGUCUGAUGAAUCUGGCCAAGAAAGGCUCGUCAGGUGGCUCGGCCGGUCCUUCUGCAUCGGCUCGGGCUGGUGGUUCUCCGCAAAUGUCGGUGUCCCGGAGUCAAGCUGAAAGUGCCUCCUCGGCUGCUGCCCGUGGGAGGGAAAAGAGACGUGCCGAGGAGCAGUUACUCCGCGAUACCGGGAAGAGGCGCGCUGAAGAGGAGCCGAGGAGGGAUAUGGGCAAGAGGCCAGCGAGUUCGUUUGUGCCAGAGGCGGGCCGAAGGACUAGUGUGGGUCCUCAGAGUGGUCCCCUGAAGCCCUGGGUGGAUGCGGAAUUGGUGCUCAGCUCGUAUCACGAGUUAACCAAGCGACUUCUGAAGGUGGAGGUCGUAGAAGGGUUGUUUACCGAGGAGAUGGGAUAUAGCGGCAUGACCCUGUCUGCAUUGGAGGACCAGAUGAAGGCCACUGUGAAGCUGUUCAUUGCUGCCCGGAACGUGGCUGCUCAUCGCGAGUUUGACCGAGGAAAAAGGGAUGAGCAUGCCGUGACUGUGGCCGAGCUAAAUCGAACCAUUGGCGAGAAACCGAAGUCUGAGGACGAGCUGGAGCUCGCGGUGGUUCGGCUGGAAGCAGAGAGUAAGAAGUAUGCCGAGCUGAUGUCUUCGGUGAGCAAGCUUCCCGAGGAGAAGCGAAACUUGAGAGCAGAUCUGUCGCAUUCGCAAAAGGAAUUGGCUGAGGCCAAGCAGAAGAUCGAAACUCUCUCCUCCGAGCAGCGCUCGUGUUAUGAUGAUGCUGUGAAAGACUUCGUCGAAUCGGUUGAGUAUGAGGAGAGGCUUGCUGGUCAGAGGGUUCAGGGAUACUUUGAUCUCAUUGAGAAGGUAGGGGAGAAGUAUCCUUCCCUGGACUGGAGCUUUCUAGACGGUGGAGCCGAGGAGGUUCCAGCAGAGCAAGGUGAGGGUGGGGACUCGACUGGCCCGUGUACCGAACCUAUUGUUUCAGUUGGCGAUCCUGCUAGUAUAUGUACCGAGCCUGUUUCUCAAGGCGCCGAGCCCAUCGAUCCAAGUGUUGACCAAGUUGCGUCACAUGAGAACCCUUCUGCUGUGGUUAUUUCCGAUGAGGCUGGGGGCCACAACUCCUGAGCUAAAGACCUGCAUUUAUUUUUUGUAGUUUUGGACAUGUAUGAACAAUUUGCUGACCCUUUGGUCGGCUCGGUGUAAUUUGUGCUUAAUACUCGUGGUUUUACUUUUGCCCAUGUUUGAACAUCUUUUGAUUGGGUGAAUGCAAAACCAUUGCUGUCGUGUUGCACACUUUUCAUUUUGGUGUCAUUCCAAACAUGCAAGACAAAUCAAAGAUUGGGUGAAUGUCUCCUAGUGAGAGAAUCUAUGACAUCAUAUGUUGAAUUCA
Prunus mume (Japanese apricot) is the source of this 1873-nucleotide messenger RNA. Lineage: Eukaryota; Viridiplantae; Streptophyta; Magnoliopsida; Rosales; Rosaceae. The record is from RefSeq and is a predicted model, not a curated record.